UCGUCAAUCGAAGAAUAAUUUAUUAGAGCUUCUCGAAGCGUGCACGUUUAAAUUAUCAACAAUUUACUGUAAACAUAAGACCAAGAAAUUAAAGUUAACAAUGAAUACAGUAAGUCCAAAUUUAUACAAUAAUAGUGCGUUUGUGGGGGUGAAAUCUCAGAGCAACGAAGUGUUUUAUGAGCUCCAGUGUUCCCAUUUUAUCCCAAAGACACAGACUACUUGUUAUUGUGGACUGGAGUAUAAGGAACACACGACAGAAGCCAUUGGUGUUUACUCAACCAGCUCCAAUCAGAACAUUAACUGGAAUUCCGAAGAAUGCACUUCCAAAAGAGAGUCCAGAUGUCGAGGAGUCCUCCUAACGUACCGACAUGGAAUCAUAAACCAGUCGCUCUAUCUCCGUCUGGCUUACAACUCUGAAGCGAUCAGUGUGUCAAACUAUCUCAAGACAUGUUGGCGCAACCGGACCAGAAAUUGGAGCGGACCCUCGCUGGUUUUAAAUCUCUGCGCUGGAAACAAAACGCAGUUCGGGCCAUCGCAGAAACGAAGAAUACUUGAAGUUCUGUCAGAUAUUCUCACAAUUGGGAAUGUUUUGGUCAUAACUUCUGCAAUUCAUACUGGAUUCACGGAGCUUCUUGGAAAAUGCGUGGAUCAACGCUGGACUAAAACUGGCGAAAACACAAGGGUUCUGGGAAUAUGUAACUGGGGAAUUGUGAUGGAAAACGAGGACUUAGUUCGUCAGCAUCAUUCAGGAUCCAAGAGUGUGCUCUCGAACUAUCACAUUGAUAGUAAACCGGACAAUGGUAGGUUCUGGCUGCACAGCAAUGUCACUGAUUUCCUACUAGUCGACGAUGGUACGUGCCUGGAUUCGGAUGACGUAAUCGUUUCGUUCACGUCUCGGCUUUUAGAACAGUUUGAACUAGAAGUCCCGGUUGCGAAUUUGGUUUUCGAUGAUUCGGAAUUUGCAAUGAAAAUUUGCGGAAAAGCACUUGAAACAAACCAGAAUAUUUACGUUAUAGAACGAGGGGGUUCUAAAACUAACGUUUUAAGCGGGUUAAUUGAUGCUUUGAAGUCUGAUACAGGAUCUGAAUUCAGCAUAGAAGAAGUAAAGUCUCAUGCGUUGCUGGGGCCUGAUCAACAAGAGACAAUUCAAGAUUCAAUUUUGAGCAAAAUUAAUUCCAAGGAGUCGUUAAUUUCUCAAAUUUUCAAGAUUCCUCUCACCCAAAAUGCCGACUUAGCUGUGAACUUUGUUCUAAACAGAUGUCUGGAAUCCAUAUCCGAUCCGUUCAAAAAACUCCAGAAAACGUAUCUGUGGAACCGAGCGUCUGUUUGCGAAGAUGUCUGCGUAAGCAAUAAUCUGGACUCAAAUCAAGAGAUCGACGCUUUGGUUGAGGCCUCGAGAUGUUUGGUGGACGGAAAUGCUCAGUUUUGUCGGAUUUACGUUAGCUUCAAUCUGCUAGAUUUCGACUAUUUCGGCCAUGAAGAUAGGCUCUGCAAAUUAUACAAGGAAGUUUUCCAAUCGAAUGAAAGUCUGAUUUUGAGCAAGAUUUUUAUGAAUUUUCUGCCGGCUGGAAAGUUUCCCUUCUCGUUUGAUAAACCAUUGGACUCCAAGGACGUUGAUCAGUUGAAGCUCUUCCUCAAACAAGUGUCCAGCAAAUUAAAUUUGGACGUCAAAAUCCACUUCGAAGGUGAUCUUGAGGAACGAAGGGUUAAAAACUCGAUGCGAGAAUUGUUCAUUUUCAGUCUUUUAACAGAAAAGUACGAAUUAGCCGAAGAAUUGUGGAUAUACUUACCAAAUAAAAUCACGACUUGUCUCUUCGCAGCAGCGGUUUUGACUCAAAUUGGAAGUCGCUUCCAUAAAAGGAAGUUGGAUUUGCAGAAAAAUUUCGAAGAGGUAGAAAAAGCAGGGCGGCAUUUCGAAGCGAAGGCUUCAGAGAUGAUUGAGUUUUGCCACAGAAGGGAUCCGGACAGAACUGGCGCUUGUAUGAAGAUCAAGUAUCCGGACUGGUCUGAUAUGGAUAUGGCUGGCUUCGCGCAGAGCUGUGGAAGCUCAAGAGAGUUCCUCUCGACGGAAGCAUGCACCCAUUUCACCCAGCAAAGAUGGUACCACUUCAUUCACCCGGGAGAACACAUGGCUAAAAUAGGACUCUGUGCCGUCUUUCCCUUCCUGUGUGUACUGCUGUUGCUGGAUGUGGAUGACAACCACGAGGACAAACUGACCAAGAGGCUAAAGAGCGGACAUAAUGCAUGGAAGAGAACGAAACGAUUCUACAGGUGCCCGGUAACAAUCUUCAUGCUGAACCAGCUGUACAACCUCAUCUUUGUCGUCCUUUUUGGAGUGAUGAUUUGUCAAGAGCAAGAUUCGGAUUUCAUGGCUCUCGAAAUAGCCAUCCUUUCCUACGCUGGCAUCCAAGUGCUGGAGAAAAUGCGCUAUGUCGUCCUGUUUCGUGUAACUGGAUCAAAAAACUGGACCAGGAUUCCUUUGAUUAUAAGUCUGUCUGCUUACAUUUUACUUCUGGCUGCUUUUGUAGGUCGGUUAAUUCCUGGGAGCGAUCAAGACAAUGUGGCUCAGUGUCUAUACAUUCUCAGUUUUUGCAUGUUUGCAUGCAAAAGCAUGCAGAUGUCAUUUUUGAGCAAAAGCGUUGGACGAAAAAUGAUUAUUUUGCAGCAAAUGCUCCCAGACUUGAUGCAUUACGCUCUAAUUAUGCUGCUCUUCAGUAUUCUCUACGGCGUGGCUUCCUUGGCGCUCAUUAGGAACCAGUUUGGGGAGCUGGAUGAUUUCAUGUACUGGUGGAUGAUAGUGUUCAGACCAGUUCUGCAGUUGUUCGGGGAUCUCUAUCUCGAGGACUUGCAAAUCGCGACAUCCUCGGGAUCCGAGAAGAGUCUGCCCUCGGGGUUCGAAGGCGAAGUUAGUGUGGCACUGGUUCUGAUGUGUGUAUACCUUUUGAUUGUGGGAGUAUUGUUGUUAACGUGGUUGAUAGCUGUGUUUGUGAACAAGUAUAGACAGCUGGAGAUUGAUGCGCACAAAUUGUUGCUGAUCCAACAGUACUACCUUGUGCACGAGUACUUCGAGCGGUCAGCAGUUCCCCCUCCCUUCGUCAUCAUUCCGUUCUCAGUGUUCUGGUUGAAAGCCAUCUACAAACAGAAGCUCCCAGAUGGAAGUGACUUCACUCGGGGAUACAAGAAUAAUGUGAGAGAGAUACCCCAGUUGAUCCAGUGGGAGAGUGGCCAGAUAUCUGAUCUGUUGAGGAUGAAGAAAACGGCCAAGAGUGAGCACUUGUUCCAGAUGGAAGCAACGUCUGCCGACUCUAGAAUUGACAGUGGCGACUUCAAAAGCGAAAAUACAGCAAGACCCACCCUCAAGCCAGCCAAUGAAUCGGGCGAAGCGAAAAGCUUCGAAAUGUUUCAAGACAUUCUAUCUCAGCAAACGAAGAAGUUGGAGACUAUAGGAGAGCAAAUAGCUCUCACCCAAUAUUCUAUCCAGUCUCUGAAAGAACGAAAGUCCAGAAGGAAGUCAAGAGUACGCGAUGAGGACCAGAGACAGGAGUCCAGUCUCGUGUCAAGGUCUUCGUCAGCAAAGAAGUGACUAUUGUAGUAGCUGAAGUAUUAAUGAUUUCAAUUCAAUUUACAUAAAAUUUUGAAUUUCUAAUGCAAAUUCAAUUUGGCAUUCGCAAUUA
This is a messenger RNA of Symsagittifera roscoffensis, 3674 nucleotides long. RefSeq names its product transient receptor potential cation channel subfamily M member 3-like. Bases 101 to 3583 code for a protein of 1160 amino acids. The record is from RefSeq and is a predicted model, not a curated record. NCBI's taxonomy places the organism in Eukaryota, Metazoa, Xenacoelomorpha, Acoela, Convolutidae. Gene Ontology annotation, biological process: calcium ion transmembrane transport. The transcript is spliced from 6 exons. Gene Ontology annotation, molecular function: ligand-gated calcium channel activity. Gene Ontology annotation, cellular component: plasma membrane.